This is a messenger RNA of Lampris incognitus (smalleye Pacific opah), 5116 nucleotides long. RefSeq names its product hedgehog interacting protein (gene hhip). NCBI's taxonomy places the organism in Eukaryota, Metazoa, Chordata, Actinopteri, Lampriformes, Lampridae. The record is from RefSeq and is a predicted model, not a curated record. The transcript is spliced from 13 exons. Bases 6 to 2099 code for a protein of 697 amino acids.
GGACUAUGAAGCAUUUGCAAUUUGUACUCGUGUUGGCCAUCGCAGUCAACGUGUGGGAAUGCGGAGACGCGAAAUUGGGCGAAAAGGGAGAGUUAAGCCCCAGGAGACGGAGAUGUUACGACGGAAGCGUGCCCAAGCGGCUGAAGAAGCGCGAGAGAAAGCUGUCACUCGACACCGGCGGCGGAGAGCUCUGCCACAGGUUGUACCCGCGCGUGUCCUGCUGCCCCACCAGGCGGGCCGCCUAUCAGAUACUCCACCGGCGGGACGGCAGGAUUUUCUCCACCAACAACACGGAGUGCGGACGACUCCUGGAGGAGAUCAAGUGUGCGCUCUGCUCGCCCAACGCCCAGGUGCUGUUCCACUCCCAGGACACGGAUACGAUGCCACACAGGGAGCCGGACCUGCCACGCCUCUGCCAGGACUUCUGUCGCGAGUUCUACUACACAUGCAGGGGACACAUACCAGAGCUGUUCCAAGCCGAUGUGGACGAGUUCUGCCAGUACUACGGAAGGAGAGAUGGAAGUCCGUGCUUUCCAGAUUUUCAGCGAAAGCAAGCACGAGGGCAGGAGUCCAACUACUUGGGAGAUGAGAAAGCAGAAGAUAUCAGCAGGAGACACAAACACAACUGCUACUGUGCCCAGGAGGUGUUGAGUGGCCUCCGGCAGCCGGUGGCCGUGGUGCACUGUGGAGAUGGCUCCCAGCGCCUCUUUGUGCUGGAGCGGGAGGGAAUAGUCCGGAUACUCACUCAUGAACUCGAACUGCUCAAAGAGCCCUUCCUCGACAUCCACAAGCUGGUACAGAGUGGCCUUAAGGGCGGAGAUGAAAGGGGCCUGCUAAGCCUCGCAUUCCACCCCAAUUACAAGAAGAACGGCAAGCUCUAUGUCUCCUACACCACCAACCAGGAACGCUGGGCCAUUGGACCACACGACCACAUUCUCCGUGUGGUUGAAUACACCAUUUCCAGAAAAAAUCCGAACCAGGUGGACAUGCGGACAGUGCGGGUGCUGAUGGAAGUGGCGGAGCUACGCAGGAAACACUUAGGGGGGCAACUGCUGUUUGGUCCCGACGGCCUGCUGCAUAUCUUCCUGGGUGAUGGCAUGAUCACCCUGGAUGAUAUGGAGGAGAUGGACGGCCUCAGUGAUUUCACAGGAUCUGUCCUAAGGGUGGAUGUGGACACAGACUGUUGUACUGCACCAUAUUCCAUACCUCGGAACAAUCCGUACUUCAACAGCACCAACCAGCCACCUGAAAUCUUUGCUCACGGACUGCACGAUCCAGGCAGGUGUGCCGUGGAUCGCCAUCAAAUGGAUAAUGGCAGUGUCCUGAUCCUGUGCACAGAUGCCAGCGGGAAGAACACAUCAGCCGGCAGAAUACUGGAGAUUGUGAUGGGAAAAGAUUACGAAAAUGAGCCUUCCAUCUAUGACCUGCAGUCCAGCGGAGGGGCAGCGCCUGUUGGGGGCUUCAUCUACAGAGGUUGCCAGUCUAGGAGACUCUACGGAAAUUACGUGUUUGGAGACAAAAGUGGUAACCUACGGAUCCUGCAGAAGUCCCCGUCGUCCACAUCAGCUGGCAGUGAACACUGGCAGGAGAAAGCUUUAUGUCUGGGUUCAACCAACUCAUGCGGCUCCACGCUAGUGGGGCACAUCCUGGGCUUUGGAGAGGAUGAACUGGGUGAGGUCUACAUACUGGCAAGCAGCAAAAGCAUGGCACAGUCACACAGUGGGAAACUCUACAAACUGGUGGACCCUAAAAGGCCCCAGGUUCCUAAAGAGUGUCAGCGGCAGGUGGAGCCACCAGAGCUGCUGAUGACCGCCUGCUCCCGGAACUGUAAAAACGGACACUGCACACCUACGGGCAAGUGCUGUUGCAGCCCGGGCUGGGAGGGACCUUUCUGCAGAGUUGCCAAAUGUGAACCAGGCUGCCGCAAUGGCGGAGUGUGUGUGGAGCCCAACAAGUGCCUGUGCAAGAGCGGCUAUUCGGGAGCGCAGUGUGAGAAGGGCGAACGGGGUAUGCCCAACGACCAGGAGAAAGACGGCAUACUGGACCACAUAAUAGACAUGACCUCGUACCUGCUGGAUCUGACCACCUAUAUCGUAUAGGGGUUCGGAGAGGGAGUCUGCUCCCCACUGCCACCCACCAACUUGACACAAAUCUACCUAUCACCACCAGCAGACUCUUGAGGAGUUGUCCUGAACAGGGACUCUCAGCUUCCCUCACACCCGCCCAUGCAUAUAUACUACAUACAUUUCAGAUACACACCCCGGGACCCCAAUCGGACUAUUUCUCAUCUACGUCACCACGCCAAACUCUUCCCCUUUUGCCUAUAAGCUACUUGCUCUUGAAUACCGUGGCUGUCAUCCAAGCCAAGUCCACGUUUCAAGAGGCCUGCAGACAGCAGCGAGAUGAUUGACAAGCACGGCCUAGUAAUGGAGGUUCAAACAAGGCAUCUCCUCUUUCACUCAGAAGCGCCUGUACAUGACUGACUUCACUUUAGAACUGCACUCCUGCUGAGCCGCAGAGGAAACCCAGAGUUUCCACAGGAACGGCCAUUUUAGCACAAGGCUUGGAUGUUCUCUGGGUGAAUUGUUGCCUUACAGAAGACCCCAAAAUAGAGAGAGCGAGAGAUAGAGAGAGAGAGAGCAAGAGAGAGAGAGACAUUAGAGACAUUUCGGGGCAGAGCUUGUCCGGUAAUUCUCUAAGGAUUAAUAAUUCAAAAGUGUGGGGAUGUUUGAGUUGAAGAACUCAAGUUGUGCGGACAUUUUUUUUCUUCUUCGUCUUCUUCUUCAUUUUGAAAUAAAGCUAAACGACUUCUAUAUACACAGAUUUUAAAGGAACACAACCUGUCAGCGUCAGUUAAACAUUUAUACUGAGAAAGUUGAGAAAGUAUAUGAUUAUGGCAUGUCAUAUAGAGCACUCGGUCAUUUGUGCGAUACUAUUUUAAAGGCACUAAUAUAGGAGCGAUAAAACCAUGUUGUCUCAUGACUCUGAGGUUGAGGUUAGAUUUAGUAUGUGGGCACAGUCACAAAAGCUAUAGUGGUAUAUAUAUAUAUAUAUAUAUAUAUAUAUAUAUACACAUACAUACUAUGUAUAUGUAUGUAUGUGUUGAGAAACACUCACGUUAUCAAUGUACAUAACGGAUACACAACGGGGGACUGACAACUACCUUAAAAAAUAGAAAUUACUGAGUACAGUGUACUUCUAUUGUCAAAGCUGGUUUCACACAUUCUGAAUGGAGCCAUCAACUCCCAUGCACUGUAUUUUUAUACAUUCAUUUUGUUCAAAUCGAAAUGAAUGUGAGCAGUUAUCGGGACAGGACGACAAUAACUUCAACCUCGCACACACAUACAUUAAUGCAGAGAUAUGGUGUAAAAAAAAACAAACAACAACAACAAAAAACAACAACAAAAAAUUCCAUUGUCUGAAAUACUUAACCGUGGCCUAGUAUCAUGUUACAAAGGGAAGAGAGAGCGCGGUGAUGUAUAUUUCCUAUAGAGCUGACCUAAGUACUACUUAGCUUACACAAAAUACUUUAGCGAUACUAUUGUUAUCAUAGAGGAAGGUUUAUUUUUUUAAGCGUAAUAAUAUAUGGGAGAGAUUGGUGUUUAUAGAGGGCAGUUUUACAAUAAGUUUGUAAAUUCAUGUCAUUUCAUUGUUUUUCCUUUUCUUACGCGUACCCCCCCCGACCAACUAUCUCGCGCACACACACACACACACACACACACACACACACACACUUGAAGACACACAUAAUUUACCCACUUCGUUCAGUGUUAAAUGUAGUGCACGUCUCUGCCUGUGUAUUGUAGUUGGGAAGAGUAGGACAAGGUCAUCCAGGACCUUCCCUGACACGUGUCAUUACCACGGUCACAAUGUGUCUCUACUGUGACUCCAUCAAUGAUUCAGGCAGUUCACCAAGCCAAGUGUUGAGGUGGCUCAUAGCCAGAUUGCAGAUUUGAUCUAUGCGGCGUUUCCGUCUGACGCCGAGUCCAAGAGAGAACUCAAGAGAUGUCUUCAAGACUGAACAUUACAUUAUGAUCAGUAUAUUGUGGGAUGCUGGACUGAACAGGAAAGGAAGAUGAAACAUCUUCCCUUAGUCUGGUAUCAUCUGGAGCAACGGUAAUGCGUUGUCUCUUUUCAGAUGCUUAAAUGAAGUUCAUACAAACAUGUUACACAUACCUGCAAAACACACACACACGCACACACACACACACACAGUUUGCAUGCAUGCAUGCAUGCAUGUAUUAUGUAUGUAUGUAUGUAUGUAUACAUGCAUACAUACAAAUCUACAUACAUGCAAAUAUACAUACAUACAUACAUACAUACAUACAUACAUACAUACAUACAUACAUACAUACAUACAUACAUACAUACAUACAUACAUGCAAACAUACCUACCUACCUACCUACCUACCUACCUACCUACAUACAUACAUACAUACAUACAUACAUACAUACAUACAUACAUACAUACAUGCACGUAGAUAAUCACUCAUGCGCACACACAAACACGAGUCACCUGAUUAUUGACAAAGACCUCUUUGACUGAUUGUUUGCCAGUUUUGGAUUUCCACAAUGAAUCUCAGCAGAACACCAGCCACUGUGUUCAGCAUGGCUUUGACAAGGCAAACAUCCACAUCCCUCGUGUGUUCCUCCCCACGUUCUCUUAGCUCGGGUAAAAAAUGUUUUACUGUCUGCAUGACUAAACGAAAAGCCUCUGGACACACGCUAUCAGUAAAAUGACAACAGUCGCGUUUGUUGUUAAACCUCCACUUCACCCCUGUUUGUUUGCUGAAAUAAACCUCUACCUGGUCUAAUGAGUCAAAGUGGAAUUCAUGCUGUAAAGUGGAAAUUAUACGUUUUUUUUAGCACUUAAUGUGAAAGUUGCAUUGUAGCUGCUGAGACGGCGUGGUGUGAAUAGAAUAACCAUUUUCAUUAUUUAAGUAGUUACACAAAUAAAAUAAUUAUUUAAGUUCUUUACUUUGUUUUUACCAUUGUACUGUACGUGAUUUUUUAUGUGUUUUUUGUUUUAUGUUUUUCAUGUAUUGUAAAUAAAGCUAGGGAUAUCGUUGUUUUCUUAUAAGAAAUAUCAAUAUGUCUAUUAAAGUUUAUAGCAUGU